GCGCCGAGGCGGGUGCAGCGCGGGGCAAGAGGGGGGGUAGUGGUGAAAAGCCGCCUGGGCCGGUGCGCUAGCCAGUCUGCCCCUCUGCCCGCCGGGAGCAGUGCGUGAGGCCGAGUCCGCCGUUGGAUCCGCCCGGCUCCGCCUUGCCCCUUCCGGCCCCGUCUCGUGCCCGCACCCCGCGGAGCAGCGACCCCCGACCCGCUCACGGCCGGCCGGGAUGGGAGUGCAGGUGGAGACCAUCUCCCCCGGAGACGGGCGCACCUUUCCCAAGCGCGGCCAGACCUGCGUGGUGCACUACACGGGGAUGCUUGAAGAUGGAAAAAAGUUUGAUUCUUCCCGUGACAGAAAUAAACCCUUCAAGUUUGUGAUGGGCAAGCAGGAGGUGAUUCGAGGCUGGGAAGAAGGAGUUGCCCAGAUGAGUGUGGGCCAGAGAGCAAAAAUGACCAUCUCUCCAGACUAUGCUUAUGGUUCCACUGGUCACCCAGGCAUCAUUCCACCAAAUGCUACUCUCAUCUUUGAUGUGGAACUUAUAAAAUUGGAAUGACAGGAAUGGUUUCUUCCCCUAGCUCCCUGUUUCUUGAAUUGGACACAUGGAGGAGUCCAGAGUCUCAGCUUCAAGAAGAAUGCACAUGGAUUUGUAUGGAGCUUUUCCCUGAUAUUCCACUACAUUCAUUGUAUAGACAUAUACCCCGAUUGGAUGUGUUAUCACUUGGCUUUGCUUCCAACUCUUCCUCCUUGUAUAUGUAUUGUCUCUAAACUAUACACCGUAAACCUCAACUUGUCAAGUCAUUCAUUUUUUGUUUUUGUUUUUGGGGUCUAGAUUUAAAUUGAAAUCUUUUGGAUAUAGAUUUAAGAUUAAGUGUAUGAUCAAGCAUUAACAGCACACAGAUGGGUUAACCUUAGAAUAGGAAUUAUUUGGACAGAGAAAAUCUUUGUCCCUUUUAUUUUUUUGGUGAAAUUUAUCUAUUAUGUAUUGAAGAAAAAAAUUUUUUUUAGCUGCUGCUGCUGUAAAGCCAUAGCAGAUUGAGGAGCUAUUGAGGGCUGACAUAUUCUCCAUGUUGAAUGAUUUCCUUGGAGCAUAUCAGUCACCCUAUCCAAAAUGAAGGUGGGGAAGGAGAAGCUGCUUCAACUACCCAACCCUCCUUCCCCUCCCCCCUCUUAAUCUCUGCCUUUUGAAAGCAGAUAUUUUCAAUGCAGUGUUGGACACGCCACUUGGUGUCUUAUCUACAGGACAACUCGGGUCAAUAUAAACCUACUUUGUUGAUGCCUGACUUUUUUUUUUCCAUCUUGUGGUUUUUCUAAUGGAUUUGGAGGACUUUUUAAAAAUCUCCAGUAGCCAUCAAAGCUCCACAACUACCUAAAUUCCAAGAACUUGAAUUGAUUGUUAAAUUGAAGGUGCUGUUUGUAGAAAUUAUCAACACAAUGAAAGCCCAGUCAUUGUCACAGGAAAUAGUUGCGUGUUCUCUACAAAAAACAAAAAAAAAAACAAAAAAACAAAACUGAUGCUGGUCAUCACAGCUUCAACAUCUCCUGUUUUUGAUGCUCAGCUUCCCUAUUGCUGAUACCUCUCCUUCCACCCCCACCUUCCUUUUUUCUCCCACUCCUACCCCCCUUUUGCUGUCCGUGUAGUGAUUGGUAAGAGAAACUGCCACCACCCACUCUCCCUCCACCACAUGAGUUUCAAGUUUUAUUAUUGCAAUAAAAUGCUUUAUGCUGGCUUUUCUCAA
This is a messenger RNA of Sarcophilus harrisii (Tasmanian devil), 1727 nucleotides long. RefSeq names its product FKBP prolyl isomerase 1A (gene FKBP1A). Lineage: Eukaryota; Metazoa; Chordata; Mammalia; Dasyuromorphia; Dasyuridae. The record is from RefSeq and is a predicted model, not a curated record. Bases 218 to 544 code for a protein of 108 amino acids. Gene Ontology annotation, molecular function: peptidyl-prolyl cis-trans isomerase activity. The transcript has 5 exons.